This is a messenger RNA of Fomitiporia mediterranea MF3/22, 411 nucleotides long. RefSeq lists its product as uncharacterized. NCBI's taxonomy places the organism in Eukaryota, Fungi, Basidiomycota, Agaricomycetes, Hymenochaetales, Hymenochaetaceae. The record is from RefSeq and is a predicted model, not a curated record. The transcript has 2 exons. The annotation marks the transcript as partial.
CCACCCCAAACAGACCAAUCCGACCUCCCACCCAAACGGCAGGGCAAGGUCGUCCGCCACGACGUAUCCAAACCUCUCCAACACGUCUCCCUCUCCCGAGUCGUACACCUCCUCACGAUCUUCGCAGUCCUCUUCACAGCGUUCUACGCGUACCGAAUUGUACAAUGGAAGAGCGAGGCAGGCGGGUGGUGGAACCUCGCACUUGGUAGGAGACCACCGGAACGCGGGUAUUAUCAACCUGGUGGGCAAAGUGGAAGCGCAGGGUCGAAAGAGGGUGAACUGGAGAGUCACGUACACGCCAUUGCCUCCAUCAUCGGAAUGCAGCCUACAGACCUCGCAUCUGCCUUGUCAGACGCAGUACACCAACACGUCGCACCUAAAACAAUCUCGUCUCUCUCUUCGUCGGUUUCG